Molecule: messenger RNA, 495 nt
Organism: Apodemus sylvaticus (European woodmouse)
Lineage: Eukaryota; Metazoa; Chordata; Mammalia; Rodentia; Muridae
Gene: Cfap97d1
Product: CFAP97 domain containing 1
Exons: 5
Coding region: 1-495 (164 amino acids)
Biological process (GO): sperm axoneme assembly
Source: RefSeq, a predicted model, not a curated record
AUGAACAAUUCCCUGGAUUAUCUGGCCUACCCUGUAAUCGUCUCUAAUCAUAGGCAAAGCACAACCUUCAGGAAGAAACUGGACUUUGGCCACUACAUAUUGCACAAAAAUAGAGUACAGAUAGUGAAGCCUGCCGUCGAUACCAAACCUCCAAUGGCGCACACACAUUACAUUUUAAAAUUGAGCAAAAUCCAGGGUGAACAAAAGAGAAUCGACAAAAUUGAAUACGAAAAUAAACAAUUGUGUCAGAAAAUUGCGAAUGCCCAUCGAGGCCCUGCCAAGGUGGACUGCUGGAACGAGUAUCUUUCAAGAAGCUUAAACAGAGAAUCGAGGAAUCGCGACCUAGUAAGAAUCACCAUGGAAAACCAGGGCAUCCUGAGGAGGUUGAGUGAUCGCAAACCCCACUAUGACCGCAGGGCGUCGGAGAUGGACUGGCAGAAUUCAAGGCGAUAUAUCAGAAACACAACAAGAUAUCUUCUCUUCCAAGAAGAAUAG